Mytilinidion resinicola is the source of this 1701-nucleotide messenger RNA. Its product is annotated as CRAL/TRIO domain-containing protein. The transcript has 4 exons. NCBI's taxonomy places the organism in Eukaryota, Fungi, Ascomycota, Dothideomycetes, Mytilinidiales, Mytilinidiaceae. Bases 1 to 1701 code for a protein of 566 amino acids. The record is from RefSeq and is a predicted model, not a curated record.
AUGGCUGACGCCGCUCUAAAACGCAUCGAAUCUUUCCAAUAUCCUGCGGCGCAUCUGGGGCACCUCACAGAAAAUCAGCAGGCUGCCCUGGAGUCGUUCAAGAAUCUGUGUCAAGAUGAAGGAUACUACAAGCCAGCCCAGGUGGGAGGAAGACCUGAGCCUAGCCACGACGACGAGACUAUGCUGCGAUAUCUUCGAGCUCGACGUUUUAACCCCACGGACGCCUUUGCCCAAUUUAAAGAUACGGAGGAGUGGCGGAAAGAGAACAACCUCGUUGAGUGGUACGAUACCAUCGACGUGAAGGAGUACGAUGAUACUCGGAGGCUCUACCCGCAAUGGACAGGACGGCGCGACAGACGCGGGAUACCUGUUUACGUGUUCGAAGUCGCGCAUUUGAACGCGAAAAACAUGUCCGCCUACGACAAAUCCAUCGCAAACGGCGCCACAGUCUCCCACAAAGUCUCACCGAAAAUGCUGCGGCUAUUCGCUCUAUAUGAGAACCUUACACGCUUCGUCAUGCCGCUAUGCUCUGCCAUAACCGACCGCACUCACCCUGAAACGCCGAUAUCGCAGUCGAACAACAUUGUGGACAUUUCAAAGGUUGGGAUAAAGCAGUUUUGGAAUCUCAAGGGGCACAUGCAGGAUGCAAGUACUCUGGCAACAGCACAUUACCCAGAGACGCUUGACCGGAUCUUUAUCAUUGGCGCGCCCUCCUUCUUUCCUACCGUCUGGGGCUGGGUCAAGCGCUGGUUCGACCCCAUCACCGUCUCCAAGAUCUUCAUCCUCUCCCACGCCGACAUGAAGCCCACGCUAGAAAAGUACAUCGACCCGGCCAACAUACCGAAGAAGUACGGCGGCGAGCUCGACUUCGAGUUCGGCAUGAUGCCGAUCCUCGAGCCCGCCAUCGAGAACGCGCUGAAAUGGGACCACCCGACCAUCCAAGGCGGGAGCCGCACGAUCCCCACGGGCCCGAUCAAGUGGGAGGAGAGCGCGGACGGCACCGUCACCGCCGUGGCUGUAGGAACCGAGAACAAGGCACCGCGCCGGAGCGUCGUCGCCGCGUUGGCCCACCCUGUGAGCAUCAAGGCUAUGCAUGGUAGCCUUGUCACAUCUAAUACGCCCAUUGCCGAAGACGAGCUCGCGCUGACGACUGCUGGCACGGCGACGCAGCCUCCAGACUCCGCGAUUCCCGAAAACGCUGAGGAGCCGGCUGGGGAGGAGGAGCCGCCCUCAGCCUCAGAGACCCUCCCGAUCCGCGAGAACAAGGCGCUUGAGGAUCGAGCGGGCACCUCGUCGACGCGGUAUGAGCAACAGUCCAUGACGCAUGCCCAUGGCCAGCUCGCGGAAGGGACGCCGGCUGUGAACGAUCACGGCUUCGGCGAUAAGACGGUAACUAUGGAGCCUAGCACAGUCGGACAGGCUCCCAAGGACGUUUCCGUGCCUCCAGCAGAGGAACCUGCUGCCCCCGGCUACCUCGAGCAAGCAAAGGGCGCGGUAGGCAGCGCAGCCGCAGUUGUCACAAGUGCGGCCGGCAACGCCGCUGGUGUGGUUGGCGGAGUGCUCCCAGUCGGAGGGAAGGGCAGCGAGGAGACCAAGGCCGAAGAGGUCAAGGAGAAGACGGAAGAAGAGAAGGAGCAGGACCGGCGCGUAGACGCGGCGAAGCCCGAAAUCGUAGAGGGUUUCUUGCGGAGCAACCCUUGA